GGAAGAUUGGAAAAUGAAAGUAAGUCUGUGCUUUAUAAGAAACGGACCGUAUAAGAAGGAAACAUUUUUCUGGAGCUGACGUGAAUCAUGAAUCAGGCUGUUCUCACACUGCUGUGUGCUCUGUGGUUAGGAGUGACUCCUACACACUCUGCAGGGCAAGCAGGGGGGCUAUCACAACGCUGUUUAUGCAGAGGCAGACUGCUGAUAACAGUGAAGCCCAGAUGGAUUCAUGCAGCUGAAUUGUUCCCACCAAGUCCCUCUUGCUCAAAGACGGAGAUUAUAUUGACUGUGACUGGAAAAGGAAAGGGUAAAGGAAAGGAGGCUAACAGAAAGGUGUGUUUGGAUCCAAAUAAGAGACAAGGACAGAGAUUACUGAAGGGCAAAGGGAGGCAAAGCAAAAAGCAAAGGAACAGAGGAAGAAAAGAGAAGAUUAAGAGGCCUGACAAAAAUGAUGAUAAUUGAAGUUACUCUGUUAUAAUACACAAGAUUUCAAAGCCAUUUAGCCAUAAAUAUAUUCUUUGUGAUUUUAAACAUUUCUCUGAUGAAACUAUAACUAAUACAGGCUUGUUUUGAUUCAUGCCAGUGAAUGUUCUGUUCUAUCAAGAAUGAUGAGCACAUUGAUAAAGUUUUGAGCUGAACACACUUUUAACUUUUACUAAAUAAUUUUUAUACAAACCUUUCUAAUCCAGAUGAAAUCUGUGUGUGAUGUAGCCAUGAAAUAAAAAUAAUGCAUGCUAAUUUGGUGUUUUGUUUACUGAAGACUAUUAGUAUGAAACAAUAAAUGUUUUGAUUACA
Messenger RNA from Cyprinus carpio (common carp), 795 nucleotides. RefSeq names its product C-X-C motif chemokine 6-like. Gene Ontology annotation, cellular component: extracellular region. Gene Ontology annotation, molecular function: chemokine activity; CXCR chemokine receptor binding. Gene Ontology annotation, biological process: chemokine-mediated signaling pathway; cellular response to lipopolysaccharide; neutrophil chemotaxis. The record is from RefSeq and is a predicted model, not a curated record. Lineage: Eukaryota; Metazoa; Chordata; Actinopteri; Cypriniformes; Cyprinidae.